GGUUUUCAUGGUCUCUCCCGGGGUUUUGGGGUUUUACGCAGCCCCUAUGGUGCGCACCGCCACAAAAGCUGUUGGGAUGACCUCUCGCAUGGUCCGGCCUGCCGCUGCAGCAAUUUUUUCGUUGGCAAUUUCGUCGCGGCGCCGGACAUAGCCCCAAAAUCCAGCAGCCCCCGCACGAUCGCGUUUCGCACGAUACCCGGCGCUGCGUACGCCCGCGGCGCUUCGGCGGCGUCCACGCCAUGCCCGUCGACGCUUCCGAGCCGCCCACCUUGUUGUGGUGACCGUUUAUGCACAUGCGCCCGCGCCGCGACGGACGCGAACUAAAGUUGCCGGGAGAAAGACGGCGGACGGCGCACGAAAUUUGGGCGAGAAGGAGCGGGCACUUUUCAAUGCCCGCGACCGCUUUACAUAGGUCGGAAUCUUACCUAUCCCGUCCCGUGGCACCUUUCAAUGCCGCGGGCCGGGCCCUGGAAAGGCC
This is a messenger RNA of Pelagomonas calceolata, 478 nucleotides long. The record is from the annotation of a GenBank genome assembly. Lineage: Eukaryota; Pelagophyceae; Pelagomonadales; Pelagomonadaceae.